Messenger RNA from Aspergillus ruber CBS 135680, 2743 nucleotides. RefSeq names its product putative ATP-dependent RNA helicase DBP6. The transcript has a single exon. NCBI's taxonomy places the organism in Eukaryota, Fungi, Ascomycota, Eurotiomycetes, Eurotiales, Aspergillaceae. Gene Ontology annotation, molecular function: RNA helicase activity; ATP binding; nucleic acid binding. Gene Ontology annotation, cellular component: nucleus. The record is from RefSeq and is a predicted model, not a curated record. The coding region runs from base 65 to 2596 and encodes 843 amino acids.
UUUCUCAUCGACGCAGCACCAAAUUUCCUCUACAGACCCCUCGGACAGGUCGAUAUCCUUGAAGAUGGCAAAGGACCGAUAUAUACGCCAUGACCUUCCUACAAAUGAAUCGAAUACCCCGCAAAGCGCAAAGAAAUCGCAUAAGAGAAAGAGAGACCUAGAUGGCACCGCCGUCGAUAGCUCGACAUCCACGCCGAUCAAGAAGUCCAAGAAAGACAAGAGCUCCCUCUCAUCCCCAGACUCUCAUAAGAAGAAACGAUCGAAGAAAGAGCGCAAAUCCGAAAACAAGACCGAUGAUCAAGAGGAUGCGACCCGGAAAGAAAGUGCUAUCCCGGAGAGGAGCAGCAAAGAUGGUUCUCCAAGCGCAGGUGACAAUAAGUCUGACGCCAAGAAGUCGAGAAGUUCAAAACGACGAACUUCCAAGGGGCAUAAUGAGGGCGAUGAGGUCGCUGAAGAUAUAGAAGAGGAGACCGGGGAAUCUGAGAAAGCCGAUGCCGCCAACGACGGAGAGGACGACACGCCGCAAUCUCAGAAAAACAAAUACUCUGGUGUUUUAUCCAAAUUCGAGAGAUCAGCCAAGGUUAAAGAAGCAGCAAAGUCAAAGAAAGGAUCGGAGGAAUCAAAACCGGAAGUGACAACAGCAGAACCUGUAGUGGCCCAAGGUCUGGAGCCAUUGCCCCAGCCAGAGGCCACGCUUGAAGAAGAGGAAUUACCGACCUAUUCAACUCUUCCUUAUUGGCUGGCAAAUCCUCUUCGAACAUCAUCGGAUGCGAAAGCGAAGUUCUCCGACCUUGGCAUCAAACCCGAUCUCUUACGCAUUCUUGAAGAGCACGGAUACGAAGAAGCAUUUGCAGUGCAAUCUACUGUUAUUCCAUUGCUUCUGCCUGGACCUAAGGAGCACUCGGGUGACCUUUGUAUUUCGGCUGCGACUGGCUCCGGAAAGACGUUGUCCUAUGUCCUUCCACUGGUGACUAACUUGGAACAUAUUCCCGCACCAAGAUUGAGAGGACUUAUCGUUGUCCCUACUCGAGAAUUGGUGAAGCAAGCUAGAGAGGCUACUGAGCUAUGCACCGCGGGUUCAGGCUUACAGAUUGGAUCAGCGGUGGGAAAUGUCGCCAUCAAAGACGAACAGCAGCUAUUGAUGCGCGUGGAUCAAGUCUACGGCCCUGAGUCUUUCAAGUCACGACAGCAAUUCAGAUUCACCGCAGACGAUUGGGCAGAUUUCAACAUGCAAGAUUAUAUCUCCGAAGCAGCAGAUCUUAACGAGUCUUUACCUGGUUACCUGCACAAACCCGAACCCAACGUCGACAUUCUUAUUUGUACGCCGGGUCGCCUUGUCGACCAUCUUCGCUACACAAAGGGCUUUACCUUGAAACACCUUCAAUGGCUUGUCAUUGACGAAGCCGAUCGACUGCUGAAUGAAAGCUUCCAGGAAUGGGUUGAUGUUGUAAUGAAUUCUUUGGAUGCGAGAAAGUCUCCGAAUACUUUCGGAUUCAGUGGAAGACUCAUGUCGGACCUUGGGCUUCCUAUCGAGAACAAAGAUCCCAGAAAGGUUGUUCUUAGUGCCACAAUGACCAGGGAUGUCUCGAAGCUGAACUCAUUGCGCUUGACCAACCCUAAGUUGGCUGUCAUUGGAUCAGCCGACCGUGUCGCAGAUGACGAGGACGUGACUCUUACAGACGACCAGUUUACUCUGCCAUCGACACUCAAAGAGUACUUUAUCUCGGUUGGAGAUGGCGCGCAGAAACCACUUUAUCUUCUGCGCCUCCUGCGGUCUCGUAUUGGUCUUGGUGAUCUUGAUUCAAGCACAAGACCUGCCCGCGCUGUGCAGGCAGAUGACACCAGUUCUGAUGAUGACACAAGUUCUGAUGAUGAUACCAGUUCUGAUGGCACUAGUUCUGAUGAUACUAGCUCUGAAGAGAGCAGCUCUGAUGAAUUUUCCUCUGAGGAAUCCGAUUCCGAAUCUGAGUCCUCAGAAGCAACUUCAUCGUCCGAAUAUGAAUCCGAAUCGGACUCUGACUCUGAAAAAGAAUCUGCCAAGGCCACACCGAAAUCCGAUCCCGCGCGCACGACAGUUCUUAUCUUCACCAAGUCCUCUGAAUCAGCAUCUCGUCUUUCUCGCUUGCUUGGCCUACUCGAUCCUUCUCUUGCUAGCCAGGUGGGAACUAUCAUCAAAUCGAACAAAUCAUCCGCCUCCCGCAAGACCCUCACAGCCUUCCGCCGGGGCAAGAUCUCCGUUAUUGUCGCAACUGAUCGCGCCUCGCGUGGUCUUGACCUCCCAUCCCUGACCCAUGUUGUCAACUACGACGUUCCUCCUAGCAUCACGACCUACAUCCACCGUGUCGGACGUACCGCACGUGCUCACAAGGAAGGAUCAGCAUGGACACUCUUCGCACACAGAGAAGGCAGAUGGUUCACAAACGAGAUUGCCAGAGGUUCUGAUGGCAAAAUAACCAGAGCUUCCAAGGUCGAACGGGUGAACAUGAAGCUCGACGAUGUGGCCGAUGCUAAGUCGCGGUACGGCGCCGCUUUGAACGAACUCGAGAAAGAGGUCAGAAGAGAUGGGAAGGUGAAGUCCUCCAAGUCAAAAGCAUAAGCAACAUGUCGCAUUUCUGUCUUGUGUUUGUUAUAGAAGUUACCGGCUGCUACACAUAUAUUAGAGGAGCCAGGCGUAUAAAUUCGGUCGUCAUUCAUUACGAUUGUACAUAAUCAUGGGCGAAAAUAAACAUCGAUACCUUAGGAA